Messenger RNA from Bipolaris maydis ATCC 48331, 648 nucleotides. The record is from RefSeq and is a predicted model, not a curated record. NCBI's taxonomy places the organism in Eukaryota, Fungi, Ascomycota, Dothideomycetes, Pleosporales, Pleosporaceae.
AUGCCUCACGUCGUCCAACGCACGCUUAUAGUAAAAACGCUAUUCGAAGACAAACUUGUCGGCUUCAAAUCCUACGAGUCACCAAAUCAACCAUUUCCACUAAGCUUCGAUCUCGUAACCUCAGGCACCCAACUCAAAGAAGAGGACCUCCAGGCCUGCAUCGAGCUCGUCGAGCAAACAUCCGGAGACGACUACCGCGCCUCAAGAAUCGGCUGGAACACGCGCAAGAAGCGAGAAGAAAUGAUGGACAAGGACAUGAUAUACCUGCUCGUCCGCCAAGCCAAUCCCGACCAAGCACCAACAACAACAACCUCCCCCAACCCCCCUAUCCUCGGCUUCAUCUCCUUCAUGUUCACCUGGGACGACCCCCCGCACCAAGACCGCCCCGUAGUCUACAUCUACGAAAUCCACCUCUCCCCACCCCUGCGCCACCAGGGCCUCGGCUCGCGCCUGAUGACCUUCGUCGAAGCCGUCGCGCGUGCCUGCAGCAUCGGGAAAACAAUGCUGACAGUCUUCGUAGCGAACGAGGGCGCAAAGAAAAUGUAUGAGAAGUUGGGGUAUCAAAGGGAUGAGUGUAGUCCUGUUGAUAGGGUUAUGCGGAGGAAGGUGGUCAAGGCGGAGUACGUGAUUAUGAGUAAGAAAAUGUGA